Hyposmocoma kahamanoa is the source of this 1225-nucleotide messenger RNA. RefSeq lists its product as uncharacterized. The transcript has 5 exons. NCBI's taxonomy places the organism in Eukaryota, Metazoa, Arthropoda, Insecta, Lepidoptera, Cosmopterigidae. The record is from RefSeq and is a predicted model, not a curated record. Bases 280 to 1065 code for a protein of 261 amino acids.
GAGUUGUCCAAAUUGAUUGUUUAAUUGAAUAUAUAAUUUACGUUUUUAUCCACGGAAGUCCCGCGUCGGGACUUCCGGUUUUUAUUUAGAAGAUUGUUUUCGUUUUAUUACAUAUUCUGUGUUCUAGUACUCCCUGUGGAACUGCGGAUUUCUUAAAAAAUCAUAUUAUGUUUCUUAAAAGAACUUUUCUUCUGUGGAACUAAGUGAAUUCUCUUCUUUUUUUUCAUCACAAAUCUUCUGUUUUAAUGCCUGUGCAGAUUUUAUGCUUUCCUGGACUGCAUGAAGUACGGUUGGCUACAACAAAAGGGAACAAUGGAAACUAAGCCGACAGUUAGGCAUAAAGCAAAAAACAAAAAAUCGACGUUGCUCAAGCCGAAAACUCCUAAGAAACGUAAAACUAGUGAUGGUCCAACGUGCUCAAUGUUUCUGGCAGACCUCACGCGGAAAUUUUCGUCUCGAAAAAAGCAGGAGGAAGAGGAAUCGGACACUAAUAGUUCGAAUGACGUAGUCCAAAUGAUAAUUGCAAGUCUCACCAAUAUGUUAUUCACAUUUUCCAAAAAGUCGCCGGAGCAGAAAGAAUCUCCCAUGAAAAUGGAAACACUUCACUCCUUGGCACCCGAGCUGAUUUCAAGCGAUGCAGUGGAAAUAAAAUUAAAAUCAAAUAAUGCCACAUUAUCAGCAUUUGAAGAAAAUCGCAAAAUGAUGACUAAACUACAAAGGAUGCCGGUACCAAUGGACGCAUUCGAACCGCUGCCAAGUCCAAUACAUCCAAAAAUCUUUGUGGAAACAGAAGACGCAGCCGUGAAUACUGGAGGCGAUUUCGACGUAGCUGAAGAAAUUUUCAAACAUGUUGGAACGCUAAAAAAAAUAUCUUUGAUAGCUGAAGAGUUCAAUCAAAAGACAGCCAAAAAUCUAAAAGAAAUAGUGGACAGCGUACAGGAAGACUUGAUAAAGAAACUAGAGCAAAUUCAAGCUGAACAAAAGGCCAUAGAAGCCGAAAAUUUUGCCAACGCCAUGAUAGCAGAAGAAAAUCUCGUUCCUACACAAGAUCGCGAUAUUACAUGAAUUUAAAGAAACUUUUUUCGGUAAAGGAAAAAUUCUGGCAUUAUAAUGACAGAAUAAAAUGACAUUUCUUGUAGCGCCUUACAUUAGCUUCAAAUUAAUAGUCAUAAUGUAAAUUUUUCUGUUUGAGCACAAAAUUACAACGUAAAAUACAUAGCAUAUC